AUGGACGACGACGCGUCCAUCCAGCCAGAUCUCGACACCGCGCUACCCACCAACGGCGUCGAAGCGCCCUCGUCAAAGAGAAAACGCAAUCGUAACGCGUCGGAAGAGGUCGUUCCCGUCGGUGCAAAAUGGACCAAAACAGUUCAUCCUCGAGGCCGGCAGGCCAGAGACCCUCUGGCACAGCAUGUGCGCAUGCACGUCAACAGCGCCGAGCAGAUGGAAGAGAUGCUGCGCGACUACCUGCAAGACCCUACCUCGCCCCCUGAGCACACCACUGUCGAGUUCAACUUCCCUACGGCAGCGGCCUUUAUGGUCUACACGGGAGACUACUCGGGUGGAAGCCAACCCAAAGCCAACCUCUAUGGGACGCUGAACAGAUCAGCAUUAAGCGUCGAUGCUGCCUUGUCUGCCUGCGCAGCCGAUCUGAAAGAUGGCCUAAAGCUGCAGAAAGCCAUUGCGAAGACGCUCGUCGAGCAUGUCACAAAGGCCGAUGGCUUCAGAUACAGCUUUCACAACAACUGGCUCAGCAAGGAAGACGAAGCACACCGAUUCUCCUACUUCUGCAACGAUUCCACUCUCAACAAGGGCAGAGCUGCCAACGAGGGCAAGGGCAUGGACGGGAAACGCAAGAUGAAGCCCGUCUAUGACUGCCACGGCACCAUUCACGUCAAGUUCUCCGUCACCAAGCAUUCUAUGGAAUUGCACUACAAGCACAUCCCGAUACAUGCAACGUACGAGGACCGUGCCCCGCAGCCGCGCAAAAACAGCAAGCGACGCAGGAUCAUGGAAGUUUUCGAGCCCGAGAAACUCAUCAGAGAGCGGAAACGCAAAGCCAAGGCCGAGAAGCUACCUAAACCUCCCAAACGCCGCGCAACAGAACCUCUCUCAGGAUCAACAGACGGUCUAAACGCCGAUGUUGGCACAGACGGACUCGCGCCACUGCUCGACUUCCUUGGCUCAGCCAGCCGUGAAGAGGGCGAUGAUCCGGAUACCACCCUACUCUCGUCCACCAGCGUCGAUGGAGGCCCUUCCACUGCUAUUGACUUUUCCGCCGACAAGCUUGACAGCUUCAAGAAAGCCACUCGCCGCCAGUACAAGACUCCGCGUCAAGGUGUCGUUCGUCUACCAUCACUGCAAGUUCCUGGCAUGAUGGCGGGCUACAUGUCCGGCGAGAACAUCACCUGGGGCCGACGCGAGAAAAAGAAAGGAAACGGCAGAGACGCGACUCCGACCUCCGCCAAUGCUCCUGACGCUGAGCCACUGGCCGGCAUUGCCGCCGCUGCGGCGGCUGUGGACCCAGCACUAGCUGAGCUCGAGGCGCUCAAGGCCAAACUUGCCGAAGCAGAGCAGCGUAUCAACCGUCUCGAGGCUGAGAAGUCAUCUACACCAGUCCAGGCUAGGGCGAGCAGCAAUGGCCCACCAGGCUGGCCGCCCGCAGCAGUCCCCUCAUCGUACGCGUAUCCGCCCCUACAGUUCGGCGGACUUCCUACAUACCAGACCCAGCAGCAACAACAGCAAUUUCAAUAUCCGCCUCCGCCUGGUCAACAACAUCAGCAGAACGCCAUGUCACCAGUGACGCCGGUCUCGGCUUCCACGCCUGGAGCAGGAGACUCGAGCAGCCUUAGGACGGUGCAAUGGGAUCCGAAGGUCGUGAGUGAGCGGGCUCGAAAGGGCAAGCUGCCACCCGGGAGACCGAAGGGACCGGAGAAAGAGAAGCCGCCGCCGAGGGUCGAUUAUGUGCAUGUGGAGCCGCAGGCUGCGGACCGGCCGCCUAGGGGUGGGCUGGUGCUGCAGCUUUGA
This is a messenger RNA of Cyphellophora attinorum, 1800 nucleotides long. RefSeq lists its product as uncharacterized. The record is from RefSeq and is a predicted model, not a curated record. NCBI's taxonomy places the organism in Eukaryota, Fungi, Ascomycota, Eurotiomycetes, Chaetothyriales, Cyphellophoraceae. The transcript has a single exon. Bases 1 to 1800 code for a protein of 599 amino acids.